AUGUUAACAAUGCAUCACUGUGUAGCACCAAAACUCGGUCGUUUGGUUUCCGAUUCUAGAAAUUCAAUCAAAUUGACAUUCCGAACACUAUCUCUUCUCCAACAACAACAACAACAAGGAAGAAGAAAUUUUUCAUCAUCAAUUUUGCUGAAUAAUAAGAGUUUUACUAAUCAAUUAAUUAUUCAAAAGAUGGGUGCCAUCACACCACAAAUGAAAAACAAGAUGGCAAAAAAGACUAGAGUGAAUAGGGAAAAUCAUGAAUUAAUUAGUGAAAUGGAUAAUUUAGUAUUGAAGGAUGAUUCACCUAUUCUUGCUCAGUCGGAUGUUUUGAAAAAAGAAUUGGUUGAAUUUGUUGCAAAUUCUCAAGUUAAAACAGGUUCCGAAAUUAUUGAACAUACAGCCAAUCGUCAACAUUACUUUACACAACAAGAAAUUGCCAAAAUUCAUGGCGUUUACAAGAAUAGUGUGUUCUUCAAACAUACUAAAAUUAGUUUGGAAAAAUACUUUUUAAAUUAUAAUGUACUUGUACACAAAUCUAAGGAACAAAAUGAUUUAUAUUAUAUUGGACAUCAAUUAUUGAAAUAUAUACUUACUAAAUAUUUUAAUGAAAACCUUUCGUUAGUUCAAGAAUUGAUGGCUGAAGGUAAAACUCUCAACAUUAUCAAUGACAAGAUUACAAAAGAUUUCCAAAUUAAGGAACAUUUACUUGAAUAUUUCUUGAAUAAUAAUCAAUUAUUCUACAUUUAUAUUCAACAAAAUAACUUGAAGGAAUUAGAGCCACUCUUAAAAGAUAUCAGUUUUACUUCGAACGAUUUUAUUAACAAGUCUGCACACGAGAGAAUAUUCAAGGCGAUUAUUGGUAAUAUUUACAUGAAUAUUGAAUCUUUUGAUAUUAUGAUGAAUCAUGUUUUAUAUCCUUUCAUUGUUAAGGAAUUUAUACCUAGAUUUACAGAGCUGACCGAAAGCAAUCUAGCUCAAAUUUCUACAAAGAAAGCGUUUGAGAAACAAAUGACAAUCGUUGAGCAAUUUGAAUACUUCCACAUGAGACAAUUUAAAACACUCCCAACCUAUUCAUCCUUAACAAACAGCUUUGAACAAACUCAAAUGGUACAAAUCUAUUCCUCAGACCAACAACUUUUGUCAAUUGGUUAUGGAAUUGAUUACAAGACAGCUAAAGAAGAUGCAGCAAGAAGAGCUAUUUUACAUUUUUGUUAA
Molecule: messenger RNA, 1215 nt
Organism: Naegleria gruberi
Lineage: Eukaryota; Heterolobosea; Eutetramitea; Acrasida; Naegleriidae
Exons: 1
Coding region: 1-1215 (404 amino acids)
Source: RefSeq, a predicted model, not a curated record